UGGAAGUGCGUCCAUUUUGUCGACGCGUACGAUCCCGGUUAGUCGACGCCGGUGUAGAGUAUAAUUCACGUUCGAUGUGAGUUCACAGCCACGGGGCGGUUAUAGUCGUGUAGGGUCAAUCGCGAGCAGUGGCUGUCUGUCGGCGGCGUACCGUAUCAUAUAAUUUACGUCUUUCGAUUCGUUGAGAAGGUCUGUUUGCAAACGCGUGUGAGAACUCUGUAGAAGGGCAAUCGCCUAGAAGAUUAUCGAGGAAAACUCGAAAACGUGAUAGACCUAUCAAGAGAUUUUUUCUUCUUUUCCGUCUAUCGCGUCUUCUUUCGAGAUUUUGGGACAAGAUGGCGGAGAUACAGGGAACCCCGGUAGCUCAGGACGCCCUGUCCGUCGUACAGCUGGAACUUGGUGGUAAUCCAAAUGCCUUGGCGUUGCGCAGGCCGUUCGACCCGGUGGCACAUGAUCUCGAUGCGACCUUCCGCUUAACGCGGUUCGCCGACCUAAAAGGAUGAGGGUGUAAAGUCCCUCAGGAGGUUCUUGGGAAACUCCUAGAGGGACUACAGGCCGACGAUAAUGCCGCACAGGAUCAUGAACAUGCCCACUUUAUGCAUAUGGCCAUUCCGCGCAUCGGCAUUGGUAUGGAUUCCUCUGUAACUCCUUUGAGACACGGCGGACUUAGCUUGGUACAAACAACAGACUUUUUUUACCCACUAGUCGAUGAUCCCUAUAUGAUGGGAAAAAUUGCAUGCGCCAAUGUCAUCAGUGAUUUAUAUGCCAUGGGAGUCACUGAAUGUGACAAUAUGUUAAUGUUGUUGGGUGUCAGUACAAAAAUGACAGAAAAAGAACGCGAUGUUGUUGUUCCAUUAAUUAUGAGAGGUUUUAAGGAUUCAGCACUAGAGGCUGGAACAACUGUUACUGGUGGUCAAACAGUUGUUAAUCCUUGGUGUACGAUAGGUGGUGUUGCUUCUACCGUUUGUCAACCAAACGAAUAUAUUGUACCAGAUAAUGCAGUUGUUGGCGAUGUACUUGUAUUAACAAAACCUCUUGGUACGCAAGUUGCUGUAAAUGCGCAUCAAUGGCUGGACCAACCUGAUCGUUGGAAUAGAAUUAAACUUGUUGUUAGUGAAGAUGAUGUAAGGAAAGCUUAUCAACGAGCAAUGGAUAGUAUGGCUCGAUUAAACAGAAUAGCGGCGAGAUUAAUGCAUAAAUAUAAUGCACAUGGAGCAACGGACGUUACAGGCUUUGGCCUUCUAGGACAUGCACAAAAUCUCGCGAAACACCAGAAAAAUGAAGUCUCUUUCGUUAUUCAUAAUUUACCUGUUAUUGCGAAGAUGGCAGCGGUGGCUAAAGCUUGUGGUAACAUGUUCCAAUUACUUCAAGGACAUUCUGCUGAAACAAGCGGCGGGCUUCUUAUAUGCCUUCCUCGAGAACAGGCGGCUGCAUAUUGCAAAGAUAUAGAGAAACAAGAGGGAUAUCAAGCGUGGAUAAUUGGUAUUGUGGAAAAAGGAAAUCGUACUGCUAGAAUAAUCGACAAACCUCGAGUAAUCGAGGUACCAGCCAAGGAGAAGGAUGGAGAACUCUGGUAAAAUGGCCGAAGAUUCUCAUUCGUUCUUUCUAUACAUUUAUAUAUUUAGAUGGCACACAGGAACACGCGACAUACAAUUAAUAACACAAUCGAAUCACAUGUGCAGGAUUUAAGAAAUCUAAGCCUCCACUUUAUUCAAUUUAUUUCACUUUUGCUUUUGCUUGACAAAAAUAUCGUUAUCUCGUUGUUGCGAUAAUGGCAUUUUAUAAAUAUGAUAAAAGGGUUUUUUUUUUUUAUCUUUUUAUUUAUAAAUCAUAGUUUCUUUCUAUAAAGCAAUGAAGCAAAGCUUCCUUCAAAUUUUUGUUUUAAAUAAAAGUCGACCAAAUGUUUCAAUAAAUAACAUUUCCAGACUUAUCAUUAAUACUUGCUGAGAAAAUAAUUAAUUUUAAAUUGGAUUAUUAUAAAAGUAAAAAAAGACAAAUUAAGGACAAAAGAGAACGCAUCUUUGCUAUAAUUAGUUUACAUUUAAGUAUACAUACAUAAGUAUAGCUUAAGGUAGCACUAGAUUAACAAUGCUUUUAUUGCAUUUGAUCAAACUGGCAAUAUAUUGAGUGAAAAGAAAGAGGAAUAUUGAGUAUUCGUUAGAGAGGAUUCUUAAAGCACACGAAUGAUAAAUCACGAUCACAGAAUGUAUAGAUAUGUAUAUUUUAAGAUUGAUAAAAUACAAUAGAGACUCGAUAAUAUAAGACGAAAGGCUGUUGUAAUGUAAUUUACUUAUUUUAUAUAAUGGGAUAUUUAAAUGGAAAAUUUUAUGGUAAUAAUAUCUCUCAAACAUCGUGUUCGAGAAAUUAUUCGAUGACCAGGUUUCAAAAUAAUUAUGAUCCUGACAUGAAUAAUAAAUUUGAAGGAGAAGAUAUCCUCCUCAGCCGAGAUACGGUUUAAAAUCAAAACUUAAAUCCUAGAGUCUCUAUUGCGAUGUAAGAAUUUAUAUUCGUAGAUUGUUGUACAUGUUUGUACUUGGCAAAUUGUAAGAGAAUCUUACAAAAAUAGAUAUAUAGAAAGAAGUUUGGAAUGAUGGGACAUACUACUCUUGUAGCAUACAGAGGAUGGGCUUACAAAGUUAGAGAGAGUUUAUAAAUAAAUAAGUAUGCCCGGUUCAUACAUAUAUGGUGUUUUAAUGCAGAGACGUGCAAACUUUUUGUCGAAGAAAAAAUGAUGGAUACUGUUCCCAUUAUUGUUAUUCGAUUGAUCCUUACUCGAAUAUGUGUCUCCAGCGUUUUCAAAUAUUAUCAUGAACAAUGUAACGAGAGUGAAUAAACGCUGGAGGGAAAAUGUUGAUACGAUGAGAGCGAAAGGAAUAAUAAAAAAAAGGUGAAGAUAAAGGAGCAAUUCGCAAGCUAAUUUUGAACGUCUCUGUCCAAAUACGAAGAGAGGUUCUCUUAUGAGAAGAGGAGAAAUUUGUUUCCCCCUCUCCCACUAACGUUCGUCCUUGCUCGCUAGUACUCUUAUAUAUAUAAAAUUUAUUCAAUAAUAAUGAAGAAUAAAUUUAAACACGUAUAUAAACAUAGUACGUGAAGAAUAUAAAAAGAAAAAAUUUGCAUCAUUGAGUUGAGGAGAGACGAUCGCUGUGGUGUUAGUUGGGAAAAACGGCCCUGGAAAGGCCAAUCGAAUGACCUCUGUUCUAAUGGAUAAGGCCUUUUAAUUAUUGUCUCGUUAUACAUACACGCUUUUGAUAAAUUCAAAAAAAAAAAAAAAAAUAAAAAAAAAGAAAAAAGAGGAAUCCGGCACAGGCCCUAACGUUGUAUUACUUUUUCAUAUGAAUAAAGUGCUACUUUGUCAAUAAA
Molecule: messenger RNA, 3360 nt
Organism: Vespula vulgaris
Lineage: Eukaryota; Metazoa; Arthropoda; Insecta; Hymenoptera; Vespidae
Gene: Sps1
Product: inactive selenide, water dikinase-like protein
Exons: 6
Biological process (GO): L-selenocysteine biosynthetic process
Cellular component (GO): cytoplasm
Molecular function (GO): ATP binding; selenide, water dikinase activity
Source: RefSeq, a predicted model, not a curated record